AUGAAAAAAGAAACCGCCGCUGCAUUGCAUUCCGUCGUUGACGAAUUUGAACGUCACACCAAAACCCUCCGACAGCUUGGAGAACCGAUCGAUGCUUGGAGCACACUGCUAGAACACCUACUUUGUUUGCGCCUUGACGACGGUACGCUGAAAGCCUGGGAAGAUUUCGCUACCACUGCAGAAAACCCCGACUACAAUUGUAUAAUUGAAUUCCUGCAACGUCGCAUCCGUGUCUUGGAAUCGAUGUCUGUGAACCAACAAUCCCAACCAGCACUGAGCCAACAACCACCCUUGUUUCGCAAACCAUCGUUCUACAAAACCGUCUCUCAUACUGCAGCUGAAUCGCUCCAACGAAAAUUGAAAUCCAACGAGAGGCGGGACACCGCAGCGACCAGCCAUCGAUCAACCACGAAUGCGUCCACCGUUCAGAUAAGCAACCCAUCCCAAUCAUCAAAUGCAAGCAUUCUGCUGUCCACAGUCGUUUUGAUGAUUAUCGACGCCAACGGAAAAGCGCACCCCGCACGAGCAUUGUUGGACAAUGGUUCACAAUCGAACAUCAUCAGCGAAAGACUUUGUCAACUCCUCCGACUGGAGCGCAACAAGAUAAAUAUUCCUGUUUUCGGUGUAGGUGAGGCGAUUUCAAAUAUCAAACACUCAGUUUGGACUACCAUUCGAUCGAGAAAGUGCAAUUUUGAAAUCGGUCUCGACUUUCUCGUCAUGCCCCGCAUCACGAUUGAUUUACCCGUUGUAUCCACUUUUACUGAUAACUGGUGUGCAUCAUCUAAUCUGUUCUUGGCAGACCCAACCUUCAACAAGACCGGUACAAUUGAUAUUCUACUCGGAGCAGAACAUUUUUUCACUUUCGUGAACUCUGGAACACGUAUCGAGCAAGCGCCAAAUUUGAUCUUCAUCGAUAGUGUUUUCGGUUGGAUCGUCACUGGUAGAAACCAUUCCCCGCUGAAAUCACACCCCGUAGCAUGUCACUUAACGCUUUCCGACCCGCUUCAUAAGGCCCUCGAACGUUUCUGGCACAUUGAGGAAAUUGAGAGUCGGCUCAACUAUUCUGUGGAGGAGCAACAGUGCGAGUCUCACUAUGUUUCCCACCAUUCACGCACACCGGAGGGAAGGUACAUUGUUCGCCUACCACGUCAUUCCAAUUUCGAUCAAAUGCUGGGUGAAUCGAAAUCAACAGCACUUCGUCGCUUCCUCUGUCUUGAAACACGCCUUUGCAGAGAACCAAUGUUGAAGGACCAUUACCACUCAUUCAUGUCUGAAUAUUUGUCGUUUGGACAUAUGAGGCUGGUUUCCGCUAGCGAACACGAACCGCACCAGACUCACUACUUACCACAUCAUGCCGUUCUGAAAGAGGCCAGUACAACCACGAAAGUUCGAGUGGUGUUUGAUGGAUCAGCCAAAACAUCGACUGGCCAUUCCUUAAACGACGCGCUACAAGUUGGUCCAAUCGUGCAAGACGAAUUAUUAACGCUAAUACUUCGUUUUCGCAAAUACCCAAUAGCACUCGUUGCAGAUAUUGCAAAAAUGUAUCGCCAAGUGAUGCUCCACCCAAAAGAUACACCGCUGCAACGUAUUCUAUGGCGCUUCAAUCCCAAUGAACCCGUUUCCACUUUUGAGUUACAAACUGUAACGUACGGCUUGGCCCCAUCAUCCUACCUUGCCACCCGCACUCUUCAACAACUUGCCACGGACGAAGGAGAUUGCUAUCCGCUCGGGGGUCCAGCGCUACGGAAGGGGUUCUAUGUAGACGACUAUAUAGGGGGAGCAGACACGACAGAAGAGGCAAUCCAAACCCGCAACGAACUCGAUGAGCUGCUAUCAAAGGGAGGCUUUGAGUUGAGAAAGUGGACGUCAAAUAGCUUAACCGUGCUGGAAGGACUCGACCCAUCAAAAAUUGGUACCCAACCGAUGUUUAAAUUUGAUCACGGAGAAUCAAUCAAAGCAUUAGGCGUCAGCUGGGAACCGGUAGCAGACCAGUUACAUUUCGAUUCCACUUCGACCGAGGAAGGCGGAUGUCCGACCAAGCGAUCCAUAUUAUCAUCGGUAUCGAAGCAUUUCGAUCCACUUGGCCUAACAGCACCAGUUAUCAUUCGCGCAAAAAUGCUACUCCAGGAACUAUGGCUGCAACCUUGUGGAUGGGACGAAGAAAUUUCUGACAGCAUACGAGCAAAAUGGGAAACCUAUUGUUCUGGACUCAAACACAUUUCCUCUUAUCGAGUCAAUCGCUAUGCAUUCUUGCCUAAUUCCACUGUACAGCUGCAUACAUUCGCGGAUGCAUCCCAGCAAGCAUACGGUGCUUGCAUAUAUGGCCGAUCCACUGAUUCCGAAGGUCAUGUCCACGUUCAGCUGAUUGCCUCGAAGACAAAAGUCGCACCGCUCAAACGUAUCACUAUUCCCCGCCUGGAACUGUCAGCUGCUGUACUUGCCGCCCGGCUGCAUAAAAGGGUUACCGUCGCAAUGGAUAUGCCCUUCUCCGAAUCCCAUUUUUGGUCCGAUUCAACAGUCACACUUGAAUGGUUGCGCUCACCUCCGUACACCUGGACAACAUUUGUUGCAAACAGAGUGUCCGAAAUACAAACAACCACCCAGGGAUCCCAUUGGCAUCAUGUUGCUGGUAAACAGAAUCCAGCAGACCUCGUCACGAGAGGAAUGACAGUGAAUAACUUUCUCGGCAGUGAUCUUUGGCACCAUGGACCAACGUGGCUAAAACUCCCCGAAGCAGAGUGGCCAGUGAUAUCCCAACAGCAGAAUGCACCUGAAGACAUUCUAGAAAGGCGAAAGAUGGUGGCGGCGGUUCAAAACAGGCCUAGCACGAAUGCAUUUUUUGGCAUAUCGUCUUCGUACAGCCGUUUGAUUCGAUUGACAGCAUAUUGCCUGCGUUUCAUCAGAGCAUGUCGUCAUCAACUACCAAUCGAGUGCACAGGGAAAACGAAAAUUAUCACCGUGGACGAAAUGUCAACAGCUCGUUUAAAAUUAAUUAAGCUCGCCCAAGCAGACGUUUUUGUAGAGAAAAUGAAAGACCCCCUAGUAGUGAGUCUGGUGCGGUUCGUGUUCGCUAGCGGAAACCAGCCUCAUAUGUCCAAGCUACAAAUAUUCAGACAUGAAUGA
Messenger RNA from Toxorhynchites rutilus septentrionalis, 3123 nucleotides. RefSeq lists its product as uncharacterized. The record is from RefSeq and is a predicted model, not a curated record. The transcript has 2 exons. NCBI's taxonomy places the organism in Eukaryota, Metazoa, Arthropoda, Insecta, Diptera, Culicidae. Bases 1 to 3123 code for a protein of 1040 amino acids.